AUGGAGUCAUACAUCCGCUCAACAGUUGGUCUUCUAGUCAUGCUACUAAGAGCAGAUGGAAGCUAUGAUUAUGAGUUUCCUAUCACACAUGACCUCAUGCAAGCCCUGCAAAAUUUAGAACUGGUAUUGAGGGAGAGAGACCAGACCACAGAAAAGAUACAUGCAGUCCUCACUAUUGUCUGGAUAACCAAACUUUGCCAGAGUAGAGUACUUAUUGAGGUAUACAAUGAUAACAAUGAAGCUGCUUUUAAUGUCCUUCAAUCUUGGUUCAUACUGGCUCUCCUUUUAGCAGCAUAUGAUUCCUUCAGCAUCAAGCAUCGAGCAUUACCCUAUAAUACUAUCAGUCUCCCUCAUGUAUAA
Messenger RNA from Suillus bovinus, 360 nucleotides. RefSeq lists its product as uncharacterized. Bases 1 to 360 code for a protein of 119 amino acids. NCBI's taxonomy places the organism in Eukaryota, Fungi, Basidiomycota, Agaricomycetes, Boletales, Suillaceae. The record is from RefSeq and is a predicted model, not a curated record. The transcript has 3 exons.